CAGCGGCGGUGGCCGCAGCCGUCGAAAUGAGCGCUCCCGGGAAAGCGCGCCGCGAGCGAGGCAGCCUGGCCGAGUACGAGACGCAGGUGAAAGAAAUGCGCUGUCAGAUGGGGGAACAAGUCCGGGGCCUUGACUCCCAGGCCGAGAGUCGGCAGCAGCUACUCCAGGAUGUGGCUGACUUCUUGCGCCGGAAAGCUGAGGUGGAGCAGGAGUAUUCCCGGGGACUGGAGAAGCUGUCUGAACGCUUCUCAGCUAAGAUCCGUGGCUCCAAGGAACACCAGAACUUCAGGAAGGACCAAAACCUUCCAUCCCCCUUGAAUUGCUGGUACACGAUCCUCAACCAGACACGGCAGGCGAGCCGGGAUCACGGGGCGCUGAGUGAAAUCUACACGGGCCACUUGGCACUGCGGUUGAUGCACAUCAGCGAGGAUGUGGGACGAUUGGCCAGGAAAAGCAAAGAGAUGGAACAGCAGAUGCAAGAUGAACUACUGAAGGCAAUUUCAGAGCUGCAGACAGCCAUGAAGACGUACCAGUCGUACCGCAUCGACUGCUUGAAUGCAGAGGCAAAGCUGCGUGAGGCUGAGCGGCAAGAGGAGAAGCGCAGCGGAGGGAAGCACCCUGAUCCUGGGGGGUCCCCUGGAGGGGCCGGGCUGGACAAGACACCCCGUCGCACCUCACUCCGGAAGGUUGAACGGCUACUGGAAAAGAGGCAGUCUAAGUUCCUGGAGAGCAAGCUGAAGUGUGCCAAGGCCCGGAACGACUACCUGCUGAGCCUCUACGCCGCCAACGCCGCCAUUGGCAACUAUUACGUGCAUGACGUGGCUGACCUGCUGGAUUGUUUCGAUCUUGGCUUCCACCUUUCCCUGGGCAAGGUGCUGAGGACUUACCUAGCGGCAGAAUCUCGGGCUCAAGCAUCUUGGCAACAGGGACUGUGCACUAUUGAAGGAGCUGUGGAUGCCCUGGACCCACUGGGGGAUAAGUCCAGACUGAUGGAGGCUAACCCAUCAGCUUACUGCCCUCCUCAGUGCUUCGACUACCAGCCUCAUGAGGGUGACGAGGUGUCUGAAGUCCGGGCUGAGGGUCCCCUGAGAAACGAACUAGUCUCCCGCUUCCAGCAUAUACAAUCUCGCCUCAAUGCUAUCACCCUGGAGACAGAUGAGGUGAACAAGACCUUGAAAGCUACUCUGAAAAGCCUGGUGGACCUGCUGCAAGCAGAGGAACCGGAGGCCCUUGAUGCUUUCCAGGGCUGCCAGUCCACCGAGUCACUCAAGUCAACAGGCUCAGAUGCAGGCGGCAAACAGGCACUGGCAAAGCGCCGGGCCAACCAGCAGGAGACAGAGAGCUUUUACAUCAUGAAAUUCAAAGAAUAUCUCUCCGGCCGAAGCAUUCAGACAAAACUGCGAGCAAAGCACGACCAGAUGAAGGAAGCAAUAGAGAAGGGUGCUGCAGUGGAUAGAGAACUAGCCAGGCCACAGUCCCAGCGCAUCCGCCGUUCCCGCCCUCCCUCGUGCUACCAUCACAAGCUCUUCGAGGGUGACCUGCAGGCCUUUUUGGAGAGCUCAGGCCAGGCUGUUCCGCUUGUGGUGGAGAGUUGUAUCCGCUUCAUCAACCUCCAUGGGCUCCAGCAUGAAGGUAUUUUUCGAGUGCCAGGGUCCCAAGCACAGGUAGCAGAGAUUCGGAAUGCCUUUGAGAAAGGUGAAGACCCACUUGCAGAUGGGUUCACACAGCAUGACCUGGAUUCAGUAGCUGGAGUGCUGAAACUGUAUUUUCGGGGACUGGAGAAGCCUCUCUUUCCUUGUGAUAUUGUUCCUGAGCUGCUAGCAACAGCCCAACUGGAAUCCUCCGCUGAGCGCAUCUCCCACCUUCGAGCUCUGGUCUCCCAGCUCCCGGCUGCUGUGCUGGUGGUUCUGCGGUACCUGUUUGCCUUCCUCAAUCACUUGUCUCAGUACAGCGACGAGAACAUGAUGGACCCCCACAACCUAGCUGUGUGCUUCGGCCCCACCCUGGUGACGGUCCCUGCAGGCCAGGAUGCAGUGUCGGUGCAGCCCCACAUCAACGAGGUGGUGAAGUGCCUGAUCGUGCAUCAUGAGGCCAUCUUCCCCGGAGCCAGCCAGCUGCCGGGGCCCCAGUAUGAGAAGGUCAUGGCACUGGCAGAGGAGUACUGUGAUGUGCUACCGCUGGAGGCCACAGCCGAGGAGCCCGAGACAGAGGGGACCCCGGAAACCCCCGCUAGUGAAGAUGAGUGCGACUCCCAGCCCGAGAGUGUUCCCCGCUCUGCUUCUAUCACUCAACAGGAGGAGCGGUUUGUGCCACAGCGAAUAGCUGCAGUUGGCUGGCGGCGAGCUGAGCGUGGUGGCAACCGGGGACUAGUGCCUCCCAUUGUUUUGUCGGACAGCGAGAAACAGUCUAGCCCCCGGAGUUCCAGGUUAGAGAUUGACACGGGACCCUCCCUGGAUGAGCUACUCCUUGAACCCGCCAGCAGGCUACGGGUGAAUUCAGAUGCAAGCAGUGGGGGGCGCCAGCGUGGUGGGAGCAGCCCCAUACGCAAGCUGGCAUCACCCUUCAUGGAUGGGGGCCGUCUGCCCUUCCCCCUCCUGCCCCCUGCCCACUCUCGGACCUUCCACCCUACCGAAAGGCCAGAGCGCUGGGCCGAAGUCCCCCCACGGCCCUGGGGAGGCAACAGCUCUGAGAGGCAGGGGGCAACAGAGAAGCGUGUGGAAGUAGACAAGGAGGUUGCCAGAAAUAUGGAUUCUGUGUUCAAGGAACUUCUUGGAAAAACUAGCUUGAAGCACAUGGGGGCUGAUGACCCCUUCAACCACCCUGAACCACCAGACACCCUGAAGAGCAACCCGGGCAGCAGGAAGGCUGCCACCCCUGCCAAGCAGGCCUCUGCAAACAGGAUGCUUUUGCGGGGCAGGGUGGUUUUCAAAUCCUCGGGGAAUGGAGAGUGAACCAGACUUGGGGUGGGGGAAGGUGUCCCCAGGUUGACCUGCCCAAUACUGUGAUUAUAUCCCCCCCACUCCCCUUCAUAUUUUGAAUGCCAGCUCAGGGCAGAUGUCUCCCUUUCUCUCAGCCCAGUUGCAAAAUGAUUUUGGAGAGUGGUGGGAAAGUUGAUGAUCUGAUUUUAAUCGGAGCUUGAUUUCCAAGCCAAACGUUUAAGGGGCAUUUGCUUUAUCCAGUGCUCCCAUGCACUGGUGGCGAGUCUGAAGGUUUUGAUGUUGUGGAUGUGGGUGGAUGCUUAAACAUAUAGCAACCUUUUAAGAGUUGUGCUUGGGCCUGGCACCCCACCCAUUCAGUCUCUCCUUGGCUACAAAAGGUUUGCACUUGGAUUUGCAUGUGAAAGCGGUGAGACGGGCUGGGGUCCAAGGGACCCAUUUCUUGGUUCUGUUCUUGGCUGUGGGAGGGGAAUAUUGUCUAGUGGGUUACGAUGCAAAUGUUGAAAGGGAGGGCUGUCUCUUGUACGUGUGUUCUGUUCCUAACACGCUUCACACAGGCCUUCGCCAGCCGUGUGCUCCUCUUUCUUCCUCCUUCCAGCCCCCCGCGACGAAUCCCAUGGUGCUUUACACAUUUGUCUGAAUUUGUAAACUCUUCCUUCACACUCUCCCUGGUGCAACCUCAUCCAUCCCUGCACGCAUCACCCUCCUACAUUGGGGCAAUAAGUAAGGGGAGAUAGUUGGGGUGGGAAUUCAUGUGCCAAUUCUUUUCCCUACAUACAAGGUUCGGUUUAUUCCUUCCCCCUCUGCACACACUUUUAAAAAAAGUCUUAACCGCUCAGUAUUAAUCAGGGCUGUGUGUACUUUUUGCUUCAGAAUUCUGUGCAAAGAAAAGCUGAAUUCUGCGAUCUGUAUAAAUCAUGCAAAUUAAGCAACCUUGCGGGGAUUCUCUUAUUUUUUUAUAAUGUAUUCUGAUCGUGUUAGUGGAAUGUUGAGGUGGGAGGAUAUACAGGGCCCCGAAAUCCCACUGUCUGGCUACUGGAAAUCUUACUUGGGCAUUUCCAAGAUUUCAAUACAGAUUGAACCCCCACUUUCAAGCAUAUCUUUGCAGCCAUUUCAACUAGAUAUUUGCUCUUAAGAAAGAUAAAACUGCGAUUCUAUGCCCAAUAUACCCUCCUGUGUUUUUGUUUUUCUGUGUCCCCGCAGAAUUGCAGUGUACACACGGCCCUGGUAUUAACCUCUUCUCCAUGACCAGAGAUGGUUCCGUACUGUGAUAUUCCUCGCUGUCUCUUUAACCUUCUGUCUCUUGCAAUAAACUGGAUUUGUAAGCUCUCCGCAAAGAGUGCCCGCCAGUCGGGAUUUUAUACAGAAUAAACAAGACACUGAAGGAUUGCUUGGGCUUUAUUUGCA
This is a messenger RNA of Varanus komodoensis (Komodo dragon), 4343 nucleotides long. It is a transcript of the gene ARHGAP4, whose product is annotated as Rho GTPase activating protein 4. Gene Ontology annotation, cellular component: cytoplasm. Bases 27 to 2951 code for a protein of 974 amino acids. Gene Ontology annotation, biological process: negative regulation of cell migration; signal transduction. Lineage: Eukaryota; Metazoa; Chordata; Lepidosauria; Squamata; Varanidae. The transcript is spliced from 23 exons. The record is from RefSeq and is a predicted model, not a curated record.